UACCGCCUAUGAGAGUCAACCAGUCAAGAGGAACAAAUAUAGGCUAAUUUAAAAUUUCGGGUAACCUAAAGCUAAGUUUGAAUUCUCUGAAAGUCCACACAGAAAGACCUCUUUUUAUGAGGUAAACCAUACACAUUUUGGCGGGAGGCGAAGAGGCUAAGCAGGGUUUUGGGGAAGACAGAGAAGCUGCAAUGUCGGUCGCAAACCCAGAGGAAGAGGACGAGUACAUCAUUUGGAAGAAAAACACUCCAUUUUUGUAUGACUUGGUGAUAAGCCAUGCCCUCGAAUGGCCGUCACUCACAGUGGAGUGGCUUCCCGGUCACCACGAGAUCCCCCAUAGUGAUUACUCAUCGCAGCAGCUAAUCCUCGGAACUCACACCUCUGACGAGGAGCCUAAUUUUUUGAUGAUAGCGGAGGUUCGGCUUCCAUCUCCGGACUCUGAUUCUGUUGGAGGUUUCGAUAGCCCCUCCCAAAAGGUAAAAAUAAUUCAGCAGAUUAAUCAUGAAGAUGAAGUUAAUAGAGCUCGAUACAUGCCACAAAAUCCCUCCAUUAUUGCAACCAAGACGGUGAACUCAGAUAUUUAUGUAUUUGAUCACAGCAAACAUCCAUCAAAGCCUCCUCAACAAGGGGGUUGCAAUCCAGAGAUAAUAUUGAAAGGUCAUGAUGCUGAAGGAUAUGGCUUGUCAUGGAGCCCUUUCAAGGAAGGUUAUCUACUGAGUGGUUCAAAUGAUGCACAAAUAUGCUUGUGGGACAUUAGUGCUUCUGCAGGAAGUAAAGUGCUUGAGGCCAAGAAUAUUUUGAAGGUCCAUGAAGGGGUCGUUGAGGAUGUUUCAUGGCAUUUGAAGCAUGAAUACCUUUUUGGUUCUGUUGGAGAUGAUCGUUGUUUGCUCAUAUGGGACAUGCGUGCACCUUUGCUCGAUAAGCCUCAAGAAUCAAUUGUGGCUCAUCAAAGUGAAGUUAACUCAUUGGCUUUCAACCCCUUCAAUGAGUGGGUAUUAGCCACUGGAUCUGCUGACAAAACUAUUAAGCUGUUUGAUCUCCGGAAACUUUCCUGCUCAUUACAUACCUGUUCCCACCACACGGAAGAGGUCAUUCAAAUAAGAUGGAGUCCAAAAAAUGAAACAAUAUUGGCUUCCUCUGGUGGUGAUCAAAGACUUAUGGUUUGGGACCUCAGCAGAAUUGGCGAGGAACAAACACCAGAAGAUGCAGAAGAUGGGCCACCUGAGUUACUUUUCAUUCAUGGAGGACAUACAAGCAAAAUAUCUGAUUUCUCAUGGAAUUUGAAUGAUGACUGGGUACUCGCCAGUGUAGCUGAAGAUAAUAUUUUUCAAAUUUGGCAGAUGGCAGAAAAUAUUUAUAAUGAUGAUGACAACAGGCCCUGAAAAAAUCUCAGCUAGGGCUGCUAAGGUACAGCAAUGUGGAAGGAAAAUACUAAUUCUACUGCAUUUUCCUUGGAAAUGAUGCUCAAGAAGAGUAAGAAGGAAAAUGAAAGAUACAAACUUUUAGAGCUCCUUGUUGAGUAUUAUUGUUCAUUCUCUCCUGUCAAUUUUCUUUUCAGUAAUGCAGCAGUAAAUGAUUAUCAAUCAUAAUUAGAUUAUUCAUUUAGCAUCUUUGGAAUGUGUUUUACUAAGUAAGAUUGCAAUCUGAGUCUGCUUCAUGCACCAAGGUAACAUUAUGGACAAAAAAAAAUUGAAGCUGUUUUCAAAGUGAUUUUGCAUUUUAUCAACUUUCCGAGAUUUGCAUUCAGAAUUUAUGCCAAGAGGGAAAGACAUACCUAAUGUAUGGCUGUUAUAAGGCAUCGUCAGUAGAAAAUGGUGUUUUGUUUGGUUGAA
This is a messenger RNA of Cryptomeria japonica (Japanese cedar), 1832 nucleotides long. Its product is annotated as histone-binding protein MSI1. Gene Ontology annotation, molecular function: histone binding. Gene Ontology annotation, biological process: regulation of gene expression. Gene Ontology annotation, cellular component: nucleus. NCBI's taxonomy places the organism in Eukaryota, Viridiplantae, Streptophyta, Pinopsida, Cupressales, Cupressaceae. The record is from RefSeq and is a predicted model, not a curated record. The coding region runs from base 192 to 1382 and encodes 396 amino acids. The transcript is spliced from 6 exons.